AUUAGCUCAACUAGAAUAAAGACCAUCCACAAUGGAUCAUCCAAAUCUCCCUUUUGGCUUCGCUCUACCCGGUCAUGCACACCUGCCAAUACCGCCAACACCCAACCUAAUGUCCGGCCAUCCCGGACCAACAUCCAGUCCACCACAAAGCGUACCCGGCCGACGAACACCGCUUGGCGCUGUAGGACUUGGCGGCUUUUAUGCACAGGGACUUGGUAUGUCACAGCAAGGAACGAUGCCGACAGAUGAAAAUAAGCCCAGCCCAAGCGCACUUGCCGGGGGCGGUGGUGGAGGUAUGGGACUUGGGCGUAAAUCACCACCGCAAUCAAUAGCGGGCGGCACAACAACUGUGGCAGCUGGUAAUGGCUCAAACGGUGGAGCUGGUGGCGGCAAGCAGAAAAAUCGACAAGCGAAGACGGUGCGCCUGAAUAUUAAUGCGAGGGAGCGUCGACGCAUGCACGAUUUGAACGAUGCAUUGGACGAGCUACGCAGCGUAAUUCCCUAUGCGCACUCACCUUCCGUGCGGAAGCUCUCAAAGAUCGCCACAUUAUUGUUAGCUAAAAAUUAUAUACUAAUGCAACAGAAUGCCUUGGAUGAGUUGAGACGACUCUUAGCUUACAUUCAGAGCACAAGUGGCGCAGCGCCAUUAGAUCUGGGCUCAUUUCCGGCCGCAGCGAAGCUGCAGGCGCUCUUACAGGGACCACACAACGAGCCACCGAGCAGCAGCUAAACCAACUUUUUAAACGAAGCAAUUAAUCAAGAAGAGAGUGCAAGAGAUAACACAGCUUAGAGCAGCGAUCAGAGCGAGAGAGAGAGAGAGAGAGUGCCAAAAAUUUAUUCGAAGCCACUUGUGCGUAAAACGAGAUUAGAAUUGAUUAGAAAUGACUAACUACAAAUUUUUAUUUUAUUCGCGUUCAACGAGAAUCAAUUCUAAAUAAAAAUAGUUUUUUUUAUAAAAUAUAAACCGGUAGCAAUCUAUUGUGCUAGUCAUUACAUCUAUGCCAAAAAACAAAAUUGUUAAGUGAUAUUUUUCAAGUUUUAAGCAUUUUAAUUUUUUACAUAUUUUUUUAAUAAUUAUUAAAAUUAAAAAAAAAAAAUGGUAAUUGAAUAUUCAAAAGCACUGUAUUUACGUUGUAUUAAAAGCGGUAAAUAUAUUGCAAUAAUUAUUUAUAAGUAGUAUAUGCGAGAAAAGCAAUAAAUCA
Messenger RNA from Anastrepha ludens (Mexican fruit fly), 1202 nucleotides. It is a transcript of the gene Oli, whose product is annotated as class E basic helix-loop-helix protein 22. NCBI's taxonomy places the organism in Eukaryota, Metazoa, Arthropoda, Insecta, Diptera, Tephritidae. Gene Ontology annotation, molecular function: protein dimerization activity. The transcript is spliced from 3 exons. The coding region runs from base 32 to 730 and encodes 232 amino acids. The record is from RefSeq and is a predicted model, not a curated record.